This is a messenger RNA of Setaria italica (foxtail millet), 2045 nucleotides long. Its product is annotated as ethylene-responsive transcription factor ERF054. Gene Ontology annotation, molecular function: DNA binding; DNA-binding transcription factor activity. Gene Ontology annotation, biological process: regulation of DNA-templated transcription. The coding region runs from base 68 to 1429 and encodes 453 amino acids. The transcript has a single exon. The record is from RefSeq and is a predicted model, not a curated record. Lineage: Eukaryota; Viridiplantae; Streptophyta; Magnoliopsida; Poales; Poaceae.
CGUUCGGUCGCGCGCGCACGUCUUCGCAUCGGCGCGCUAGCUACCUGCUUCAUCGAGGUCCCUCGGCAUGGAUGCGUCGAGCGCUAGCGGCGAGAGCGGCGGCGGCGGUGGCGCGGGGGGCGGUCGUGGGGGCAGGAGGUGGAAGGGCAAAGGCGGCGUCACGCCCAUACAGCCGCGGCGGCAGCUGGCGCCGGUCAUGGAGGACGCGUCGGCGGCGUCGCUGCGCCCGCACAAGAAGAUCGGGCGGGCGCCGGACCGCUUCCAGCGGUCCGCGUCGUCGCUCUCGACGACGGCUUCGUCGUCGGCCCCGCCUUCCCCUCGCGCCAGCGCCGCCUCGCCGACGCCGGCGGAGUCGUCGCCGCCCUCCGCACGGCGCAUCUUCCCGUUCGCGUACGAGCCCUCGGCGCCGCCGGUGGGCGGGGCCCCGCGGCUGCAGCUCCCGCCGUGGCAGCACUCCAGCGCGUCGCAACCGGCGUCGCCGCAGCAGGCGCCGUUGCAGCGUCAGCAGAUGAUAUCGUUCGGCGCGCCGCCGCAGUUCCAGGCGCAGUUCUUUUUGCCGGAUGGCUCGCCGCAGCACCAGCAGCAGCAUCUGCUGCGGUACUGGAGCGAGGCGCUGAACCUGAGCCCGCGCGGCGGCCAGGCCGCGGCCGUGCUGCCGUCGCUGUACCAGCACCUGGUGCGGGCCCCGCCGCCGCCGCAGAAGCUGUACCGCGGCGUGCGGCAGCGGCACUGGGGGAAGUGGGUGGCCGAGAUCCGGCUGCCGCGGAACCGCACGCGGCUCUGGCUCGGCACGUUCGACUCCGCCGAGGACGCCGCCAUGGCGUACGACCGCGAGGCCUUCAAGCUCCGCGGCGAGAACGCGCGGCUCAACUUCCCGGACCGGUUCUUCGGCAAGGGCCACGCCGGGGGCAGCGGCCGCACCAGCGCCACCUCCGCAGCCGCCCCGACCACUGCCGCGGGGUCUGGCUCCUCCUCCUCCUCGUCGCCUCCACAGACUCCGGACGAGGCAAGCACACAACAAACGCCACCGCCGCACGCAGAAGGAUCGUUGGACAAGCAGCCACAGCCUCCGGUGGCGACAUCGUGGCAGCAAGAUGUCAGCUCUAAAACCAUGCCAGUCUCGGGUGAAAUGAUUCACGCGCCGGUGGCUCAUGGCAGCGAGUGGGGUCCGGCCGACGAGGCUUGGUUCAACGCGUGGGGGCCAGGAAGUUCCUUCUGGGACUACGACAUGGACAGCAACCCAGGCCUCUUUCUCCAUGGUCGCUUCGCCGGCGAUGAGGCCACCAUGGAGCACUCCACCGCACAAGAAACCACAGCGGCAGCGGCAGCCGGGACGGACAUGUCAUGCGAUCACGUCCCGGUAACACCUGCUUCUUCUUCUUCCCCACUUCACUCGCAGUCUCCCCAUUCUCCUUCCUUCAUGGACUAAACAGCACACCCUGAUAUCUUGCUGAUCCCAUUGUUUCAUCUGCACGGCAGUAAUAACACUAGCUAGGAUAGAGAUGCACGCAGGUUCAGGUUUUAAAGACAACUUGCGGCAUCACACAGAUUCAUUUCACAGCAGCAUUCAUGAACCAUUCACCCAUGCCUUUUCUUCCUCAAACACUUCUUCUGAAACCCACCAGGAAACCCUGCUCUAGGCUGCAAUUUUUAGGUCAGCUGCUAGGGCUACCUGUCAAUUUCUCUCUCCCAUGAUGUGCAACAGCAUGCAUCCUCUACAGAUGACUCAUGUGUUUUAGAUAUUUCUUAGACUCUUGGAAGUGUUCUUCAGUUUGUUUGCAACAUUAUGUUACUGUUUCAUGCGAGAUGGGUUCGGUCACUGAUUCAUCAGCUGCGGAUUCUUAGUGUUAGUAAAAAUGGGUUUAGCAGCUUAAUAUGUGUGUGUAUGUUGUGCUCUGAUUUAUUUUCAUGUACCUUGACCAUGCAUUGCUUUGGAAAUGUCAGGCAUCAAGUGUGUGCGUGCAUGCACGUUUUGUGAUUGCUGUAACGAUGUUCAUAGUUCUUAACCUUCUUACAUGUAGAGGGGAUAUUCCGGCCUUCUUGAA